AUUGCGUACACAACAGUGACGCAGGAGUCAUGUGGCAUCUCAUAUAAUGGGGGGAGCUGUCCCUGGUGCUGAAACGCCACAAACCCUUGUUCGAGCUGGAAGCAGAAGAGAGAUGCUAUACAAACUCACGAUUCUCGUCUGAGCUGCUUGCAAGGGUGAUACGAUGCUGUCACUUCAUCAGCUCUCCUUGGCGGGAGCGGCGCUCCUGUUCGCCACGGUCCUGCACGCGCGGGGCGCGCUGAGCGCUACGUUGCGGCAGCACAGGCUGCGGAGCGGCGAGGCGGAGGGCAGAGCGCUGAGCCCCAUAUUCACGCCGAACUACGACAUGGUCAAGGCGCUGGAGUACAUCGAGAGCCUCCGGCAGCAGACGGGGAGGGAGGAGGAGCUGGCGCGGGACUACGACGACGCGGACAGGCCCCCCCCCUACCUGUCGCGGCUGGCACAGCUGCAGAGCCAGAGCCAGAGCCAGAGCCAGAGCCCGGAGCGCGGGGACACGGCGGCGGCGGCGGCGGCGGACUGGCAAGACCACAAGACCCAGCAGUGGCUGAAAGCGCUGCUGAGGAACCUCCAGAAGCAGACGGGCGGCGGCGAGCCCGCGGAGGCGCCCGCGGCGUCCAGCGCGCGCCACGCCCAGAGGGGCCGGCAGCACGGCGAGCAGGAGGACGGCGGCCGCCCGGCGGCCAGCGAGAUCGUGGACUACGGCGGCAACCCCAAGCCGCACAAGAAGUACCCGCUGAUGUUCGAGGAGGACGAGGCGUCCCAGGAGAGCCCGUACAAGCGCGCCAACGAGCGGGCGGAGGAGCAGUACACCCCGCAGGGCCUGGCCACGCUGCAGUCCGUCUUCCAGGAGCUGGGGAAGCUGUCCGCCGCCAAGAACCAGAAGCGCCAGAACCCGGACGAGGAGCAGAGGCUCUACAGAGGGGGGGGGGGGGACGACGACGACGACGACGACGACCUGUACCGGCUGCGAAGCUUAGCCUACGAGGACGUGGCGGGCGGCGAGGACUGGAGCCCCAUGGAGGAGAACGUGGAGACGGAGGAGGUGGUGAAAGACAGCCAGGAGAUGUUCAACAGGGGCCUGGACGACGACGACGACGGCGACGACGACCUCAAGCGGUCCGCCCCGCCGAUGUACGGCGACAAAGACGACCAGGACGACAUCAACAGGCUCGUGGACUACUACCUGCUGAAGAUCCUGGAGAAGACGGAGCGGACGGAGGAGAAGAGGGACAGGGGCCAGGAGAGGAGGGCCGAGAAAAGACCGCAGAGACCGUCCUACGGCGUCGACCCCGCGGCCUUUUACCAGCUCAUGGAGAUCUCGCGAAAGCUGCAGAUCCCCCCCGAGGACCUCGUAGAGAUGGUGAGGAACGGCGAGAUAAAAAAACUGGACCAAACGCCGGAUGUCCGAGAGGCGGAGCCCGAGACGGAAGACGACCUGGACCUGGACGAGGGGGCCGUCUUUUACGGCAAAGACGACGGCCCCGCUUCCAAAUUCCACGGCAGGCGGGUGCCGGACGGGCUGGCGAACGACGUUCCCGACGUUCCCGACGACCUCGACGCGGAGGACAUCCUGAACAUCCUCGGGCUCGAGAGCUCGAGCGACCGGAACGCCAAGUACUUCCUGAGGCAGAGCCCGCCGAAGGGCGCGCCCUCGAGGUAUCCCUCCGCCGCGAGCGGCGGCAGGCGCGGGGACUACUUCCCGUCCAAGCCGCGGGCCUCCGACAAAAGGGCGGACGACUACGACGGCGCCGUCGACGAGGACGAGCUGGCGACCUUUCUCGCGGCCAAGAUGCUGGCCCAGUACCCGGAGGUGGCGAGCAAGGCGGAGCAGAGGCGCGCGCCCCCGCUGGCGUACGGAAUACCGGAGCAGGCGAUCAAGGACUACAUCGACCGGAUGGACGGCGAAAAGACCUCUGCGGUUAAAAGGCAGGCAGAGACGGACGAGGAGGUCGCCGCCGGCGACUCGACGCAGACGCAGCAGCUGGACGCCGUCGCCCUGCCGGACACCGCGACGCUCGAGAAGCCGGAGGCGGAGAGGAAGGAAGAGAAGGAACUUAACGGAAAAACACUCGGAGGAAUGUAGGAUAUGGG
Anguilla anguilla (European eel) is the source of this 2091-nucleotide messenger RNA. Its product is annotated as secretogranin-2-like. The record is from RefSeq and is a predicted model, not a curated record. Gene Ontology annotation, cellular component: secretory granule. Lineage: Eukaryota; Metazoa; Chordata; Actinopteri; Anguilliformes; Anguillidae.